Messenger RNA from Gadus morhua (Atlantic cod), 4225 nucleotides. It is a transcript of the gene rgma, whose product is annotated as repulsive guidance molecule BMP co-receptor a. The coding region runs from base 549 to 1904 and encodes 451 amino acids. Gene Ontology annotation, biological process: BMP signaling pathway. Gene Ontology annotation, molecular function: coreceptor activity. Gene Ontology annotation, cellular component: plasma membrane. The record is from RefSeq and is a predicted model, not a curated record. The transcript is spliced from 4 exons. NCBI's taxonomy places the organism in Eukaryota, Metazoa, Chordata, Actinopteri, Gadiformes, Gadidae.
UAAGCAUGAAAAUUACUUGCAGUCUAAUUCGACGCGCGUUUUUUUCUGACAUAUUGUCUUCGUCCUGCAGGAAGAUGUGUGAUUUCGACGGCGUCAUGCGGAGCCAAUCAUUGUCUCUUUCACACUCUCGCUAACCAUUUCACAACAGCCAUACGAGGAACAGGGCCAGUGCGAUCCUCGGCUGUUUCGCUCCGUGCCCUGAGGGACAUAUUCCUCGUCCUCGAUCAUCCCCAGGAUUCACAAAGGAAUAGAAAUGCGUGGAUAACUCAGAUGUAAGGAAAUACCACUGUUUGGUUCUGUUUGCGUCUCGGAUAGUCUGUAGAGUCCAACUUAUUUUGGGUAGUUUAAUGGCUGCAAGGACUCCCCCCGUGCAGAAGUGUAGCCUACAUGUGAACGCACAUCAGUGGAGUGCAUGUUAGACGCCUGCAGUGGGGUACACCGUAUACUCAUUAUUUUUUUUUGCGUUACGGAAAAAGAAUGACAGCGGUUUACUGUGGCUUGCUGUGAUUCGCGAGUGUUUGGGAAGACAGUUCUGGUCCGAGGAGCCCAUGCAGCCGCAAAGGGAGAGGAGUGAAGUCCGACCCCGAGCUGGAUGGAUGGUUAUGGGGAAGAGAGCAAGGCUGUCGGCGCUUGAAGUGUGCAACAUCCUCAUCACGAUCCUCUCCCUGUUCCCCGUCGCCAGCCUGCAGUGCAAGAUCCUCAAGUGCAACUCGGACUUCUGGGCCUCCACCUCCAACUCGGCCCGGGAGGAGGAGUUCUGCACGGCGCUGCGGGCGUACAACGGCUGCGUGCGGCGGACGGCCCGCACCUGCCGCGGCGACCUGGCGUACCACUCGGCGCAGCACGGCAUCGAGGACCUCAUGAGCCAGCACAACUGCUCCAAGGAGGGGCCCACCGCGCCGCCCCGGGCCCACACGUCCGCCCCACCGCCGCCGUCCAAGCCGCCGGCCCCGGACAGCCAGGAGCGCUCCGACGGGCCCGAGGUGUGCCACUACGAGCGCAGCGUCCCCCGGCACGCCCCGCAGCACAACUACACCCACUGCGGCUUCUUCGGGGAUCCCCACCUGCGCACCUUCGGCGACGAGUUCCAGACCUGCCGGGUGGAGGGCGCCUGGCCCCUCAUCCACAACAAGUUCCUGUCGGUGCAGGUCACCAACUCGCCCGUGGUCCCCGGGAGCCUGGCCACUGCCACGAGCAAGCUGACCAUCAUCUUCAAGAACUUCCAGGAGUGCGUGGACCAGAAGAUGUACAAGGCCGAGACGGACGAGCUGCCCGCCGCCUUCGCCGACGGCUCCAAGAACGGCGGCGACCGCCACGGCGCCAACACGCUGCGGGUGGUUGAGCGGGUCCCGGGGCAGCACGUGGAGAUCCAGGCGCGCUACAUCGGCACCACCAUCGUGGUGCGGCAGGUGGGCCGCUACCUGACUUUCGCCGUGCGCAUGCCGGAGGAGGUGGUGCACUCUGUGGAGGAGGGCGACGACCAGGACCUGUACCUCUGUCUGCACGGCUGCCCCGCCAACCAGCUCAUAGACUUCAGGACGUUCAGGGCCCGCGCCACCGAGACCCAGGGCAAAGCCCGGGUCCGCAGCGGCACCGCGCCGCACGGCUUCACCUACCAGGCGGCCCGGGCCCGGUGCAAAGAGCGCCUCCCGGUGGAGGACGUCUACUUCCAGUCCUGCUUGUUCGACCUGCUCUCAUCGGGCGACAUCAACUUCACCAUGGCGGCUUACUACGCCUUCGAGGACGUCAAGAUGCUCCACUCCAACAGCAAGAGAUACCACCUGUUUGAGAAGGACCCCUUUGUGGGGAACGCUGCCCCGGCGGGGUUGCAUUGGCUGCAGCUCGUCCUGGUCCACUGUCUGACCGUCUAUCUGUGGACGGAGUGCUGCUCGGCCCAGCUCUAGUCCCCCGCCCUCCCGCCGCCCGCGUCGGCUCUGCCGGCGGGUUUAAAGGAGUACCGUCACUGUAUUGUAGAUGAGCUGCGGUGUGAGCUCCGGUUGUUUGACUGGUGACUAGCCAGCUUCAGCACUCAUCCCCGAGUUACAUGUCGUCCUCAUAAGAUGUUUUCUGUCUUGGAUUAUUGUGGUGCCGCCCUCAGCUCCGUGCUCCUCAUCAUCACUCGCUUUUUAAGAUGGUUAACGGCACUGCUAUCUGUUGAAAGGUGGUGGAGGGUGAGGGGGAGCCCUGGGUUCUGGAUAUCCAGCCGAGAUUAAACCUGGCCUCUUCGCUAGGGGGGGUGCCUGCUCAUGGGAAGCCGGACCAGAUGAUCUUCUGCAGAAAGAGGAGUUUGUUGAUCCUUCUCCGCUUAUCCCCUGAUUGGUGCCCGGCCAGGGAAGCUCUCAGGGCUCGUAUUGCUCGGCUCAAAGACCUGAGAAGGCCUUUUGUUAACCUAUGGCCAGGAGCAGCUCUCUGUUUGAUGAGUUUCCAGCUCCCCAAAGCCAGAGCUUUUUGUAGUAAGCGCUGGGCCGACAGGAUGCCAGAGCAGUGUCUCCAGUGGUCUGCUUCAGUGAUUAAUGGUACAUAAAGUGUGCGUUUGUGUGAGUGUUCGUGUGUGUGUGUGUGUGUGUGUGUGUGUGUGUGUGUGUGUUUGUCUGUGCGUGUGUGUGCGCGUGUGUGUGUGUGUGAGAGAAACCUAGGAUUGAUAUUUGCCGAUAUCGGUUAACUAUGUUUUGUUUAAUGUGUGUAUGCCGUGUUGGUUAUGUAUUAAUUUUGGACAUGAACAAACCUCCUUUAGGAGAUAUAUUUCAUCUAUCUUUCAAUUGCACGCAGAGAGAAAGAUAUCCGGGUCUGUGUUCAAAGAGAGGUCUCAAUAUGCCAAGUGGAAGGGGAUGGACACAGCUUCCAUGGCCACGUCCACCCAGUCAACUCUUGAAGCCCUUUAUGACGUUACGCAUUUUAGGCUUUUUUCAAUUCAUAGGUAAUAAUGAAUGUACUUGGGUAAAUGUACAGAAAACACCGAAAAUAAAUGUGCAAUGGACGCAAGAAGUUACUUUAUUUCACCUCAUAAUCUAUUGGAUCAUCAUUGACAUUGCAUAUCUCUUUCAAACUGCCAUUUGUCUGCAGCAGAGGCCAUCUAAGCUGUAUUUAUAAGCGUCCACCAUCAUUUAGACAUUAAUCAUUGGCUCUUGCUCAUUUUCAAACCAGCCAUUUGAUAGAUGAAAAUAAUUCCACUCUUCAAUGAUUUAAAAUGUAUGUUUGGCUACUGGCAUUCAUCUGGGGCUCAGAUUGUUGCAUUACAAUAAGCAUUGGCAAUAACCUCCAAUCACAUACUAAUUGUUGAUUGUCUUCUGAUGAAAUGGUGGUCGGAGAUAGACCAACAAGCUGUUACUGACCGUGACUGUGUUGCACAUCCGGCACAAUAGCUUCGGCUGACUUGAUGCUGGCAGAUGGCGGUUGGCUUUAGGCAGCAACUGUAAGGUUCUUGGUCCUCGUUUUCGCGAGUACAGUUGGAUUGAUGGUAAUGCAUUCUUACACUGAAGUACACAGCAGGUGUGACUACUGCUUUCUCUGUGUGGAUUAGUGCGGUUUGACAAAAAAAGAACACCCACAAAAAAACAAACACAAACCAGUUGAUUGUAAUGUUGAAUCUUGCGUUCAUAGAUGUAGUUUGUAUUGUGCGUUUAUUGUAAAUGGUUCUAUGUGUGUAAUGUGACAGUGUAUAUACGUUUUGCGAAUUGUUAUCAAGUUUGAGUUUGAGUGUUCUAAUGGUUGUGUUGAAUUUAUCACUACAGUCGUGUCUUUUAAAAUGAACAUUUUGUAUAAUGUGAACGUUUUGUUUCAAAAGGGAUUUUGCAAAAACAUGAACACUACAAAACAAAUAUUAAGUGGUAAGAUAAGUAAUACGCAACUAUUCACUUUAAAUAGUAUGACAAAAUAGACGUUUAAUCGCUCGUCUGCAAUUACAUGCAAAAGGUUGAACAUAAGCUACACCUAAUGCAGGCCACUUAUUUAAAAAUGGAAAGGUGGAAUGUCUUUUGAGGUGUUCAUGUUUUUGAGUUAAAAGCACUUUAAGUUGACCAUUUCAUUUAGCUCUUGUUCUGUUUGAACUUCAUUGUGAAUAGUCUGUCAGACUGUAUAUGGCAAAAGUUACACAUUCAAAAGAAAAUAGUCAAAAGAGGCCAUAAAGAUCAAAAUGUUUAGAUGUAAAACUAAAGUAGUGGCUCAUGGCUAUUGUUUAUAAUGUAAAUUAUUUAUUGAAUUAAAUAAAACGUGUUGUUAAAAGAUU